GAACCCACUUCCCCUGAGAGAGAACGCAAGGAGACCAAUGGUUUAGUGACACUUUUGAAUUUUAGGUCAUUUGAAACCUUCCAUCACGGAGCACCUAAUGCUAUUACCUACAUGGAGAUAGGAGAACAUACAGUGGACCAUUAGAAUAGCAGAACAUGUAUCUACAGAGAAGUAGAAAGGGACAAGAAACAAUGUGUUUUAACGUUUUGAGAAAAAAAAAAGAUUAAUAUCUAUACAGGAAGUAGGAAGUCAGAUACAGAACAGUUUUAGUGUGACUGGCAGACAGGAGAUUUACAGCAAAAACCCUUAAUGGAUGUGUGUGUGCUGUGUGUAUGUGAGUACGUGUUUGUGUUGUGAAGUGAGACACUGACCUUUCCUAUGAAGGAGGGAGAAUGUCUCUCAAGCUACCUCGGAACUGGGACUUCAGCACCCUCAAAGCUGAAACAGCCAAAAUAGACGACUAAGACACUCAGGAUGUUGCUGAGCAAUGGAUGGCCUUUUAGUAAAGGGUAAAGAAACCCAAACAUGGACAAAUGACUCAACCUUGUUUCAUAUGCGCGGUCUAAGAGUGUGAUGCCUGGAGAGGGCAGCCCUGGGUCAGGCUCGCCCGGCUCAACCACCACCUCCAUGGAGAGGCCACUGAAGGCCGGCUGGCUGAGGAAACAGAGGUCCAUCGUGAAGAACUGGCAGCUGCGUUACUUUGUCCUGAGAGGGAGCACACUGACCUUCCAUAAAGACGAAAAGGAGGGGAGUGUCCAGGGAGUGAUCCAACUGAGGUUCGGCAAAGUAAAUGAGCUCCCACUGAACCAAGACGACCCAGGGAAAUUCCUGUUUGAGAUCAUGCCGCGCAGCAGUGGUGAUCGGGAGCGGUGCCCCUACAUUCUCAUGGCCAACUCCCACAGUGAGAUGGAUGAGUGGAUCCGCACACUGCGCAGGGUGGUUGGAGCACCCUCUAGUGGAGCGGUAUUUGGCAAGAGCCUGGGUGAUACUGUGACCUAUGAGCAGCGGUUUGGCCCCCACAUGGUGCCCGUCCUGGUGCAGAAGUGUGCUGAAUUCAUCAGAGAACAUGGACUGAGUGAGGAGGGCAUCUUUAGACUACCGGGACAAGACAACACCGUCAAACAAUUCAGGGACGCUUUCAAUGCCGGAGAGAGACCUUCCUUCCCAAGUGACACAGAUGUCCACACAGUAGCGUCGUUGUUGAAGUUGUACCUAAGGGAUCUGCCUGAGCCAGUGGUUCCUUGGACACAGUACCAAGACUUCCUAGACUGCAGCCCCAUGCUGGACCCCAACAGUGCUGCAGGUCGUGAAAGACUGGAGAAGCAGAUCACCCUCCUUCCUAGACCCAACUAUAACCUCCUCAGCUACAUGUGCAGGUUCUUAUUUGAGGUGCAGCAAAACUCCAAGGUGAACAAGAUGAGUGUUGAAAACCUGGCCACGGUCAUUGGGAUCAAUCUGCUCAAGCCCCAGAUCGAGGACCCCAUCACUAUGAUGACGGGGACUCCUCAGAUCCAGAAGUUGAUGACAGUGAUGAUUAGACAGCAUGAGGCUCUGUUUCCUCCAUCUAAAGACGUGGCUCCUUCACCCCCCAGCAAGAAGAGUGAGAGCAAGAAGAACAGUGCUCCACGCAGCUUUGUGGGCUGGGAGUCUACUGAGUGUGAAGGCUUUCAGUCAGAGUCUCCAGAGGAGGAGGAGGAAGACACAGACACCCUGGGGGCCGAGCCAGUUACCACCUCCAUCCCCCAGCAGCCCCACUAUCCCUUCUCAUCCUCAGACUUGGACCCCUUGUCUGGAAGCCCCCGCAAACGCACCCAGACCCUGCCUACAUUGAACUGCCCUGUCCCUGGGAGCGGGAGGGCCCGCAAGCUGGAGGCCAUGAACCGCUGGAGCCGCAUCCAGGAGAGCAGCGAGGAGAAUGGAGAGAGGACUCUCUCAGAGGACAUCUUUAAGAUCCUGGACCUGCAGAAGACGUCUCUGUUCGGAGGCGCCCAAAAGGCCUGGGAGGACAGAGGGACGGCCAGGAGAGGAAGUGACAUCACAGUCACCUAUGAUGACAUCACAGCCAUCUCUUCCAAACCCAGCAAUGACCCCCAGCAAAAGUCUCAGUCCACGACCCCUGAGAAGAAGACAGAGGCCAGUACAGCUGUGGUUCCAUCUUCAGCCCUCCAACCAGACAGCAAGGCUGACCGGCAGGAGGACAGCCAGGGAAACUCAGAGCACCUCAGUACUAGCCUGCAGCAGAGGAACAAAGAGCUGAGUGCCACAGUAGCAGAACUGCAGUCAGCCCUGGACGCAGAGAAGCGCUGUGUGUCCGCUCUGGAGAUCCGGCUGAGGAACGCGGAACACAGCCGAGACGAGGCCCAGAGACGUAACCAGGAGCUGGACCAAGAGAUACAGCAGUUCCUCAGCAGAGAACCACAAGGGCCAACUUAGAACCAUGAGGGCCAACUUAGAUCCAUGAAUGGGCCAACCUAAAACCACAGGUCCAACCUAGAUCCAAUAGCUCCCCACCACGGAACCAUGAAGCCUACCUAGAACAUAGAACUGCCUAUAGCCUUAAGUUAUCAAAGAGAUCCCACAAUAAAGUAUAUAGAUAUUUAACAUAGAUAUCUCUAAACUGUAACAUAACAUAGAGAUCCCUCAAUAUAGAGAUCUCCAACAUAGAGAAGAAAGUCCAUCACAGUGGACAUCACAGCCUCAUGCUGACUAUAGGCCACCUGCUGUUCUACGAGAGGUAGAGAGUCAGUGUCUUGGCCAGAGCUGUAACUCUGGCUGGGACCUGGAACAUGUUGCUACAGAUGCAGGAUCUUAAUUUGACAAUAUUCCUACAGUGGGAAAAUAAUCCUGCAUUAACAGGAAAAGUGAAUUAUUGUGUGGAUUAUAAUUAAUGGACAUUUUUGUAGGGGGUGAUACAUUUUUUGUUAGGGCAAGUCAAGUCAAAUUUUCAAGUACACAUUACAAACUUUAGAAGCCUUUUUAAACCUUGAAUACACUAUACGUUUGCAUUUCCUGCUGUGCAUGAACUGUCCUGCAAGAACAGGGUGAUCAAAUUAAGAUCCUAUAUCUGUAGGUUGUAAGUUGGUUUGUUGAGAAAACCCAUGGGUAAACUCUUUAGUCAAACUAGCCAUUGUGUUGACUACACUUCACAUUUUAUAAACAUAAAAUAAGGAAUACUGUGACUGUAUAUGAAUGGCCUUUGCUCGGUGUAGCUGAUUAUGUAGUAUGGAUGUGAUGUGCAGUAGCCUAUACAGUGCUGAUAGUUGUUGACCAUGCCGACUCCGUUACAUUUAUAUUCUCAGAUGAUUAGAGCAUGUACAUGAUGCGCAUAAUGUCCAGGUUAAGAGAAUGUCCAGGACAAUUGGACUAUAAUGGUCUGUAUAAGUAUUUCGUCCAGGAUUCAAUUCCCAGCGCAGCGUGCUGGAAGCCAACUUUGCAGUUUUUAAUUAAUGAAUUUUACCUACAUUCGCGGAGAUCAUAUUCACGGUGAACGCUGUGCAUGUCGGCUCAAUUGUUAAGGUUUGUAUCGUGUUAAUAUUUUGUUUGACCAGACAUUAAUAAAGGAGGAACAGAAUAAAUUGACUUGGCUGAUCAAUAAUCUGCA
Messenger RNA from Oncorhynchus masou masou (cherry salmon), 3601 nucleotides. RefSeq names its product rho GTPase-activating protein 25-like. Gene Ontology annotation, biological process: activation of GTPase activity; signal transduction; phagocytosis, engulfment. The transcript is spliced from 12 exons. Gene Ontology annotation, molecular function: GTPase activator activity. The record is from RefSeq and is a predicted model, not a curated record. NCBI's taxonomy places the organism in Eukaryota, Metazoa, Chordata, Actinopteri, Salmoniformes, Salmonidae. The coding region runs from base 574 to 2433 and encodes 619 amino acids. Gene Ontology annotation, cellular component: phagocytic cup.